UCCGCCUUCCCCAGGACGGGGCGGAAGGUUGUCUGCUGGAAUGCGAGGAGCGGCGGCGGCGACGAGAACGCGCCUCCUUCUCUCUCUCUCGUUGCCCCCAGGCGCGGCCCCGCCUGCCAGGUCUUGGUGCCACCUCGACAGCAGGAACAUCAGAAAUUGAGGCGGGGGAGCCACUUCAAGCCAGGAUGUCCACUUUCCGCCAGGAAAGGGUCGAAGACCACUAUGACAUGGAGGAAGAACUGGGCAGUGGCCAGUUCGCGAUCGUGCGGAAGUGCCGUGAGAAAAAAACGGGCCUGGAAUACGCGGCAAAGUUCAUCAAGAAACGGCGCCUGUCGUCAAGCCGCCGAGGGGUGAGCCGCGAAGAGAUCCAGCGGGAAGUCAACAUCCUGCGGGAGAUCCAGCACCCCAACAUCAUCACCCUCCACGAUAUUUUCGAGAACAAGACGGACGUGGUGCUGAUUCUGGAAUUGGUCUCCGGUGGGGAGCUGUUUGAUUUCCUGGCGGAGAAGGAAUCCCUGACGGAGGAAGAGGCCACCCAGUUCCUGAAACAGAUCUUGGACGGAGUCCAUUACCUCCACUCCAAACGCAUUGCCCAUUUCGACCUGAAGCCUGAAAACAUCAUGCUCCUUGACAAAAACGUCCCCAGUCCCCGGAUCAAACUGAUUGAUUUUGGCAUUGCUCAUAAGAUUGAGACGGGAAAUGAAUUCAAAAACAUCUUCGGCACUCCAGAAUUUGUAGCUCCAGAAAUAGUGAAUUAUGAACCUUUGGGCCUUGAGGCUGAUAUGUGGAGCAUCGGAGUCAUCACUUACAUCCUCCUGAGCGGUGCCUCUCCCUUCUUGGGGGAAACGAAGCAGGAGACCCUGACCAACAUUUCAGCUGUGAAUUAUGACUUUGAUGAGGAAUACUUCAGCAACACCAGCGAACUGGCCAAGGAUUUCAUUCGAAGGCUGCUUGUCAAGGACCCCAAGAAACGGAUGACAAUUGAGCAAAGCUUGGAGCAUCCAUGGAUCAAGGUGAUCAAGAGGCGGAACGUCCGCAAUGAAGACAACGGCAAGAAACCGGAGCGACGGCGCCUGAAGACCACGCGGCUGAAGGAGUACACCAUCAAGUCUCACUCCAGUAUGCCGCCCAAUAACACCUACAUCAACUUCGAACGCUUCUCCAAAGUCAUGGAGGAGGUGGCGGUGGCCGAGGAGAGCCUGCGGGAGCUGCAGCAGAGUAAGAAGUCCUUCCGGGAGGACAUCGAAGCCCUGCGGUCCAUCUACGAGGAGAAGGAGUUGUGGUACAAGGAGGAGAACCAGGCCAUCAGCCAGGACCUCCGUCAAAUCCAGCAGGAGAUGCAGAAGACGGAGACCCUCAAGCGGCAAGCUCAGGAAGAGGCCAAGAGCACCUCGCUGGCAGCUAACCGGCUGAAACGGCACCUCCGGAAGCUGGAGAACCGCUACGAGGCCCUGGCCAAGCAGAUGGCCUCCGAGAUGAAGUUUGUCCAAGAGCUGGUCCGUUCGGUGGAGCUGGAGAAGCUGCAGGGUGGAGAAGAAGACUGUGGAAUCCGCUAAUGGCACUUUCUGGCCAAGUGGGAGAAGGUCAUCUCUAGGUCAAGUCAACCCAUCUUAGAUACCUCCUAUCCUCCUUUCCAGGGGCCAGAAAACCCUUCGACCUCAUUGAAUUGUUCCCAAAAUUACAUGUUCCGUCAUACAACGCUUCUGCUCGUAAACCCCGCAUGGAGGAAAAAAAAUUGUGCAUGCGGACAACUUUCACGUUCCUUCACCUGAAGACGGGACGCGUAUGAAAUGCAGACUCAGCAGAGGGGCUGUCGGCACACCAGAGGCACCCCCUUCCCCCCCUCUUGCUGGCUGAUGUUUCCUUGAGAACCCCAAACUUUGGAGAUGAUCUGGAAAUCGUUCUCCCCGAAAGAGAUUUCCUGCUGCAGAAGGUCAGGGGGAAGAUCUAUUCUCAUGGAUGUUGAGUUUCUGCAAACGUGAUCCUCAACCCCAGAGGGGUAUGACUCUCUAAUUCAACUCCUCUAGGACAGCCCAUCUUUGGUCGAGAAUUAACCAGGAUUCCUGGGGUCUAGAAAGCAAGCUGGGGAGGGGGAGGGGGCGUUCCAGAAAAAUCUUAAAACGUUUCCCAACAUUGCAAGGAUUUUAGGAUUGGGUGUCUCUGUUGAAUUGUGGCUACCCAAAGGCACGUAAGAGACGGGUGAAGAAUGGCAGAUCUUCCCCCAUGAAGCUGGGUGGCAGGGGCAGAAUUGCCACGAGCCUUCAGAAUAGUGUUGGCGAACCUUUUCGGCACCAAGUGCCGAAACGGGAAUGUGUGUAUGUAUUGGAAACCGGAAGAGUAGCUGCCCGAUGCGCAUGCUGGGAAGAUGAUCUUCCGGUUUCCAGCGGUGCAUGCUCACCGGCACAUGGUCCUCCGGUUUCUGGUACGCACACAUGCACAAAUGACCAGCGUGCCAGAACCCGGAAAUCAUUUUCUGGCGGCUGCUCUUCCAGUUUACGGCGCUCUCGCGGGUGAAGACAAGCUGACCAGCGCACCAGAACCUGGAAGAUCAACGGGUGACAGCUUGCCUGCCUGGAGAGAUGGCUGCGCAUGUCACUUCCGCCACGUGUGCCAUAGGUUUGCUUUUAAACAAACCCAGAUUUGUUUAAAACCAGCUUAAGAUUUUACCUUUCACCGGGAAGUGGGGAGCGGGGGGGGGAGUCUAUCUUCUUCUGCCCUGUUGUUUUGGACUUCCGACGGGUCGCAAGAGACCGUUUCCUUAAGUUUGUGUAUUUUAAUUUCCGUGUUGGGGAACAGGUGGGUUUUUCGGUGGUCCGCAAGUAAAACUUUUUGUAAAAAAAAAAAAAGAGAGAGAGAAAAAAAACACCCAUCUUGCGAUGCUUCCUUGAGUGAACUUGGCUUCAUCUUUGGGUGGGGCUGAAUCUAACACCAGGUUUUACUGGGAGCCGCUGGUCUUACUGGGGAUAGAGGUUGAGGCAGUCCUGGGCGGAAGGGUGGGGAGAGAAAUUCUUUCUAUCCAGGUUUUCAAUUUUAUUUAAUGUAUUUAUCAAACUUGUAUCGUCGCACAGUGCUUUGCGAUCCUGCUGGCUUCUUCCGUUCCUUUGAACUAUCCUGCUUUGGAGGCCUUUCCUCGGGAUCCCAAAAUAUUUAGAAAGUCUCGCCCUCUCUUUGAAACCAGGGAUUGUCUCUUGAGUGGGACAGUCUAAUCGCUCCUUUGAGCAAUGAAUAAACAACGUCAGAUUUCUUUUUGAAAA
Thamnophis elegans (Western terrestrial garter snake) is the source of this 3254-nucleotide messenger RNA. RefSeq names its product death associated protein kinase 3 (gene DAPK3). Gene Ontology annotation, cellular component: cytoplasm; nucleus. The record is from RefSeq and is a predicted model, not a curated record. NCBI's taxonomy places the organism in Eukaryota, Metazoa, Chordata, Lepidosauria, Squamata, Natricidae. The transcript has 9 exons. Gene Ontology annotation, biological process: protein phosphorylation; positive regulation of apoptotic process; intracellular signal transduction. The coding region runs from base 186 to 1556 and encodes 456 amino acids. Gene Ontology annotation, molecular function: protein serine/threonine kinase activity; ATP binding.